GGGGCCUCGUCUACUAUAAGUCUUUUCCGUGUCGGGAGCGCCGUUGCGGAGUUGGUUGCGGAGUGCUCGGGGGUGCUGGUCCGGUUCGGAGAUGUCUGACCCAGCUCAGCAACCUGCUCCCGGGGCCCCCGAAGGGGGAGCUCCUGGUGGGGCCCCCGCUGGGGCACCCCCCAAUCAGAGCAGUAACCGUCGACUGCAGCAGACGCAAGCCCAGGUGAAGGAGGUUGUUGAUAUAAUGUGUGUAAAUGUAGACAAGGUGCUGGAACGAGAUGAGAAACUGUCAGAGCUAGAUGACCGGGCAGAUGCACUUCAGGCUGGUGCCUCACAAUUUGAAAGUAGUGCAGCAAAACUCAAAAGGAAGUACUGGUGGAAGAACUGCAAGAUGAUGAUCAUGAUGGGAGUGAUUGGUGCCAUUGUGGUGGUGGUGAUUGCAAUAACAGAAGGACCUGGGGGUGGCCAUCAUUGUAGAAGUGGGAAAUUCUGUCUGCCAGGUCAGGUGAACCUGUAAGUAUGAGGGGUUACGCUGGAGUGGGUGGGUUGGCAAGUUCCUUCCCUGGUGGGGAAUUUGGAGCUCUUUGAGGGACCUUUGGUAUAACUUGCCCUCUUGUUCUUUCCUUUUUCUUUCUGUAUUGGUUUGUCUCCAGUCUACUUUUUUACUUGAAUGCACCUCCUUCAGUCUGCAACCUACUGUCCUGUCACCUUGCCUGUCUCUUCUUAUCCCUGAACCUUUCCUUCCCUUCCACCUAGCUUCUUCAUUGAUUUCUUUAUUGGUUUUAAUUAGUCUUCUCUAUAUGACUCUGAAGCACUCUACUGAACAUGGUUAGCCUUAAACAGCUGCUGCAGCUUUAGAGUUUAGAGGAAAGAGAAGUAAAGGAGGAGCAGGUAGCUAUUGCUCCUGCUCUUCUGUAGGGAAUUUCUUUGGUUUAUUUUUGGCUGUUUGUCAACUAGUGCCUGUGUGGAUUCUAGCAAAAUAAGAAUGCCUUAAUGCAGUGCCUUUAGGGAUGAAGGACUUCAGCAUGUGAGAUUCUUUAGUGUUCUGCCUAAAAAGAGUGGCAGCAUGACUUAAGCUUUUCAUCAAGCUUCUGAAAUAAAGGCUAGUUUGCAUUGGCCAGUACUGAGCCAUCUGACCAGGCUCUACAGUGAUCUAGAUUUCUCUAGUCAUGGACAGAUGAGCAUGAGAGAUUCUGCCUGUCCUUAUUUUCAGAUGACUCGCUGUCUGAAUAUGGCCAUUUCAGUUAUGAUAAAGGAGAGCCUACAUGAUUACCUCAGUCAAGUGCAACUGACCGCACACAGUGAAGUAAGGAGAGGUUUUUUUUACUAUCUAGAAGGCAGGUAUGGGAGUAAAAUCUCCUGCCAGAAGGAACAAAAGAACAAUGGUAAGGAGUCUAGUGCAGGGUGGAAAAUAUUCCUCUUAUCUAUGCAGACACAACCCAGGAUGCUGUGGCUUUCUACUAGCUUGUAGCUUUCUGGGAGACUUUGGGGUAGUGGCAGAAUAGGAAUGGGUAUUCUGCUGUUGUUACUGGUUGAAUGUCAAAGGAAAUCCACUCUGUAGCAGAUGGGGCUGAAAGAGCCUGGAGGUAUUCCAGAUGACCCUGAAUGAGCCACACAGCAUUCUGAUUAAGAAUACCUGUUCCAUUUCUGCUGCCACAAAGCCCUAACUUCCAGCAGGAGUUAGAAAAUCCUUGGAAUGGUUAGCUAGGGAUUUGGAGGGAAAUGCUGCUCUGGGCAUAGAUAUUGCAAAGUGACAAUGGAUGUCCCAUUUUAUAGGCUUAGAUCUCUAUAGAGAUCUUGACUAUCAAACUGAAAUCCUCCUACUUCCUAUGGGCUCUCUUUAAUUUACAUCCAGGGUGGUCUCUGCUGGAAAUAAACUUGCAGCAUGGAAUGCUGUGGCUUUCUGUAAGCAAGCCCCUUGUUCUCCUCCAUCACAAUUAACAAGAGUUGUGAAUUGCUUGAAUGUGCCCUGUUCCUCAGUUUCUGCAGUCUUCUGAGGAACGUGCAUCUUUUCUUUACAAGCUGAGCUGCAGCUUAUAAUUAGACUGGAAAGAGGGCACCUCUUUAAUUUAGGAAGUUCUACUUUGGGUGUGUCUAGGCUUAAGGGAAUGUGAGAGGAGAAUAAGAGGAGAAUAUCAAUGGAGUUCCCAGAUAGGAGUGAAGUGCAAAAGAUGGGAGGAGCAGAUGCUUUUUGUUUCAUUGGGUGUGCCAGGGAGGCCACUUUCCUCCUCACUGGGCAUCUGGGAAGGGGCGAGGUUUUGCAUGCUUACUUCCAUGCCCCAGCAUUUCAUUUGCAUCGAGUUCAUCUCCCUGCAAUUCCAUCCCUCUCCACUUUGAGUGAGGGCAGAGAUGAAGAUGUGGAGUGAAGCAGCCCUUGUCCCCUGAGCACUUCCCUAAUUCCCUGUGGAACUGAGAUGUGAUGGAUGGUCAGAAGUGCGUCUACUGAAGAGGAGCCAGGGCCUGCUUGCGCUGCUUACUGCUAUCAUUUUAGGGGGUGGGCAUACAAGCUUGAGGACCCCAGAUGAAAAAAUUUUCUUGAACUCUUCUAAACAAGCCUUUGGUGCCUCAUACCUCCUGUUCCUCUGGGGGGGCUGAGGUCCCCAUAGGCUGUCUCUUCCGUUUCUUUCUCUUAGAUGUUGUAUGUUGCCUUCUCUUCUGCUCCCUUUCCUUUCCUUUGUGUCUUUGUGCAUGGGGGUAAAAAGAUCACCAAGGCCCUCUGAGUAAAAACAAGGGACUCUGCUGUCUGUAGCACUACAGCCACUCAUGCACGUGCAGUUUUAUUUCCUUCCUCUAGAAAAACAACUGUGAUUUCCUCUGGCAUGUUGUAGUUAUCAGCUCAUGUACUUUAAAUGGUCUCUAAAAAACACAGUUCACCACCUUA
Pezoporus occidentalis (night parrot) is the source of this 2872-nucleotide messenger RNA. RefSeq names its product vesicle associated membrane protein 1 (gene VAMP1). The record is from RefSeq and is a predicted model, not a curated record. Gene Ontology annotation, biological process: vesicle fusion; vesicle-mediated transport; SNARE complex assembly. The transcript is spliced from 5 exons. Gene Ontology annotation, cellular component: plasma membrane; SNARE complex. Gene Ontology annotation, molecular function: syntaxin binding; SNAP receptor activity. Lineage: Eukaryota; Metazoa; Chordata; Aves; Psittaciformes; Psittacidae. The coding region runs from base 92 to 508 and encodes 138 amino acids.